CAAAGAUGGUUACCAAUGGUAAAUAUACACACCCUUAAGACAUUUUUUGUCAGAUUGGAAGCCUGAUUCAAAUCAAAAUUAUAUUGUGUUACUGUACUUAUUCUAUGUGUUACUUUUAUUUAUUUAUUUAUUUAUUUAAUUGUAUUUUUGUUACUGUGGUAUCAGGAUAUGUCAACGAAGAGCACACAAUGAAAAAGUGACAAAAUCAUGCAGGUCAGGAUCAAUAUUCGACAAGACCAAGACUAGUUUACAAAAUUGGAUGACUUUUAUAUACAGAUUCAGUCAAGGUUUACGUUUACGCCAAGUCGACAUGGUCCAGGAUGGCAUUGCUGGAAGCUCUGCCACCCUUACUAAAAUGACCCGUAAACUGAGAUUAGUCUGCAGGAAAGCCUUGAAGAUGUUCAAAAGGAAGACAGGACAACGCAUGGGUGGAAGAAGGGAAUUUAUUGUGAUAGAUGAAAGCAACAUCCGCCAUAAAAGGAAGUAUGGACAAGGAAGAGCUGGACAGACGUGGAAGAGAAAGAAGUGGGUCUUUGGCAUGCUGGCCAUAAAGGGACAAAGAAGACGACCAGUUUUGCGGCUUGUAGAGAGGCACUCCAGAAAUCACCUGCUUCCCAUAAUUAGACAACAUAUUCGCCAAGUGUCAACCAUAUUAAGCGACGAGUGGAGAUCCUACAGAGCUUUAUCGAAUCUUGGUUACAGACACUACUCCGUAAACCACAGCAGAUACUUUGUUGAUCCAAACCAUGGAGGACAUACACAAAAUAUUGAAAGAGCCUGGUUAACCUACAAAAGCCAAAUAUGGCGAAUGAGAGGAAAUAGGACAGAGAAGCUUCUUAAAGAACACUUGUGUUUUAUUGAGUGGACUUACUGGCUGGGAUACAAGCACAAAGAUGGUCCUCUAGGUCGUCUUCUGAAAGACAUUAAAAGGCAUUACAGAGAUUAA
Carassius carassius (crucian carp) is the source of this 946-nucleotide messenger RNA. RefSeq lists its product as uncharacterized. The record is from RefSeq and is a predicted model, not a curated record. Bases 260 to 946 code for a protein of 228 amino acids. The transcript is spliced from 3 exons. Lineage: Eukaryota; Metazoa; Chordata; Actinopteri; Cypriniformes; Cyprinidae.